GUGAAGGUGCGGGGUCCUCGCGGAGGCCUGGGCGGCGCGGCCUGGGGAUGGUGGGCCCCUGCGCUUCUGCGGCGGCGAGGGCACCCCCAGAGCAGCCGUGCCCCGGGGCUGCCCCAGCAAAGCGCUUGACAGUGAGCCCUGGCGAAGUUGGGCAGCAGUGAGUCUGCCCGUCGCCGUUAAGUGCCCUUAGGAUGCAGCGAUUAAGGAAUUAGGCUCUCCCUCCGGGAGGGGCACUGCCUGCGCUUGAGAACCCGGUGCGGAGAAAAAGGACAGAAUGAUGCUGUCCGAGCAAGCCCAAAAGUGGUUUCCUACCCACGUGCAGGUCACAGUGCUCCAAGCCAAAGAUCUGAAGCCCAAAGGCAAAAGUGGCACCAAUGACACAUACACUAUAAUUCAGCUGGGCAAGGAAAAGUACUCCACCUCUGUAGCCGAGAAAACCCUUGAGCCAGUCUGGAAGGAAGAGGCCUCUUUUGAGCUACCUGGGUUGCUAAUGCAGGGGAAUCCAGAGAAAUACAUUCUUUUCCUCAUAGUUAUGCACAGGUCCCUGGUGGGUCUGGAUAAAUUUUUAGGGCAGGUGGCAAUCAAUCUCAAUGACAUCUUUGAGGACAAACAAAGAAGGAAAACAGAGUGGUUUAGAUUAGAAUCCAAACAAGGAAAAAGAGCCAAAAACAGGGGUGAGAUAAAGGUCAAUAUUCAAUUCAUGAGGAACAAUAUGACAGCAAGUAUGUUCGACUUAUCAAUGAAGGACAAAACAAGGUCUCCUUUUGCAAAAUUAAAAGAUAAGAUGAAAGGUAGAAAAAACGAUGGGACAUUUUCUGAUACGUCUUCUGCCAUCAUUCCAAGUUCUCACAUGCCCGAUGCCAGUACUGAAUUUUCAAGUGGUGAAAUGCAGAUGAAAUCCAAACCAAAAAAGCCUUUCCUUUUGGGUCCUCAGCGACUCUCUUCGGCACAUUCGAUGUCUGAUCUGACUGGGACCCACAUAUCUUCUGAGAAGCUGAAGUCUGGCACCGCUGGUCAGACACAUCUUCUUGGACGCCAGAUAGAUUCCUUCGGAGCGGUUCCGGAAAGUGGAAGUCUCAAAUCUCCACACAGAAGAACAUUAAGCUUUGAUACUUCUAAAAUGAACCAACCUGACAGCAGUGUGGAUGAAGGUGACUCGUCUUUCGGAAGACAAAAUGACCCAUUUACAAAUGUGACUGCUUCAUUACCCCAAAAAUUUGCAACACUGCCAAGGAAGAAAAAUCCAUUUGAAGAAAGCAGUGAAUCCUGGGACAGCAGCAUGAAUUUGUUUUCAAAACCAGUUGAAGUAAGGAAAGAAAAUAAAAGGGAGAAAAGGGAGAAAGUUAGCCUGUUUGAAAGAGUGACUGGAAAAAAAGAUAGCAGAAGAUCUGAUAAACUUAACAAUGGGGGAUCUGAUAGCCCUUGUGACUUGAAAUCACCCAAUGCGUUUAGUGAAAAUCGUCAGGACUAUUUCGAUUAUGAGUCAACUAAUCCGUUUACAGCAAAAUUCAGGGCUUCAAAUAUAAUGCCAUCUUCAAGUUUUCAUAUGAAUCCAACAAGCAAUGAGGACCUCAGGAAAAUCCCGGACAGCAACCCUUUUGAUGCCACCGCAGGGUAUCGUGGUCUGACCUACGAGGAGGUCCUACAGGAGCUGGUGAAGCACAAAGAGCUCCUCAGGAGGAAAGACACGCACAUCCGGGAACUCGAGGACUACAUCGACAACCUCCUCGUAAGGGUCAUGGAGGAGACGCCCAGUAUCCUCAGAGUGCCAUACGAACCGUCCCGGAAAGCUGGCAAGUUCGCCAACAGUUAAUAAGCCAGUCGUACUGUGCUUGCGUUAGGGGCAAGAAGAAAAGAGACAAAGGAAGAAGGAAAUCUCGGUACUGCGAGAAACCACAUGGUCAGGCUUCGUUACAUACUCGCCUUCAUUGCGAAAAACUACGUCCCGUGUAAACACUAGCAGGGACUCUCAAGAGUGACCUGUGAAGUGAGCUAAAUUAUUUACACUUUUAAAGUGAAAAGGGGCCAGAUUCUCCAUGAAUAAGCAGUUCCUUCGGCUUCACUUAGGUGCUGGUGUCGCCCACGAACCUGCCAUAGGCCUAGGGGCAGCUUCGGAAGUUCACGACUCGUGAUUCCUCAGGAAUAGAUUUCUCCUAAAGCAGAAUCGACGCCGUGGCCGGUUUCUCAGAAGUCGGUUUGUAGACACAUUUAGCUGCAGGAAUACCGUUCAUUGUAAACACUCAAAAAAGAGUUCCUAUUUUAUAUGCAUCCGUAUGUGUACAUGAAUAUAUGUUCAUGUAUCUUUGUGUAUAAAAUACAUGCAUAUACCUCAUAUAUACAUGUGUUUUUAAAACGUUUAAGAACAACUGGUUGCCUCUAAAAUUAAGAUACCAAUUUCUCAAUGUGAAGAUCUAUGUGUGCUCUCUCGAUGCAAAACAAAAUCGUCAUCGCUACCGUAUCACGUACGGUUUGUUACCGGGAAGCUGCUUCAGAUCGCUCUUGACUUUGUGAACCUUGGUUUCACAGAGCUGCUCCCCUGUGUUAUUCCGGUAUCAGAUGUUGCUCUUUUUCUGAAAGGAAUGAUCCAAAGUUUUGUGAGUUUUGUUUUUGUUUUUGUUUUUGUAGUUUUUUGAAGCAUGACCUAUUUUAGGAAACUUGAUUAGCUUCAGGAGAGUAACUUGUCUUCGCGUUUGAGUUUCGUUUAAGUCCAAGAGAAGCUAAGGUCAUCUGUUUCGUUGAGAUUCUGAAUGCCUUUAGAUCACUAGCCCGAAAGAUAUUAGGAAGUUAGAUCUGAAAAUCAUUCUGAGGGAAAAAAGGAGGUGAUCGUCUGAUGCCUGAUAACCCAAAGCAACGAGCAAAUUCGAGGAAUGAAUUAGGCUUAGUUUCAAGUUACGUAAAUAAUAGAACAGAUGGUUGCAUUUGGGUCUUGAACCAGAAGAAGAGUCACCGAAGGACGAGUGAAUCGUUGGAACAGACCUUCACUAGCGUGGCCCUGGACACAGUUCUACAUCUGCCCUUAAGAACUGGUUUAUCACAGAAUUAUAUGUUGGCCCUUUUCUUAAGUCAGUUCCCCCCAAAUGCCAAUACUUCCAAGAAUUAUCUUGAUAUAUCUGUACGAAAUUAGCCUGAAAUUUACAGUGGAAAACAGUGGUCUAAAAAUAUCGCUAAGCAUCUGCUAAUUUUUUCCCGUAAAAAUCUAAAAUAAAUUACGAAACACUGAAUCUGUGUCUCCAGUUUUCAAAUGGGAAAGUUUGCUUGUCUCUGGAGACAUCUAUUCUGCAGUCUUUUAAUGAACCUCAUUUUUGUCUAAUAUUUAUCUCUAUGAAGACUCCAUUGAAAGUUCAAUGCAACGCAGAGAGAAGAGUUUGGCUCAUUUUAAUACUCUGAAUCAGAUAAUACUUGGCCAAGUUUAGAUUCAUAAGCUAAAAUUGCUUAUUUGUGUUAGCUGACUCUUUAGUUUUCCUAUGAGAGCAUACAUUUGGAAAUUCUGAGAACUUCUCCUACAUACAAAAAAUUAGGAUUUUUUUUCCUUUUUUCAAAAAUUAAGUAACUUUUUAAGUGAAGAAAUGGAGAAGGAAAAAUAACUUCCACCAACCUUUUUUUCCCCACUUAUAAAUUUCUGUAAUGACCCUCAGAAUUUGGUUUAUUAGUAUUUUAUUUUCCCAUUUGAGGUCUGAGUCAUUUUUUUUUAACACGGUGCCACUUUCAGUUAACAUUUUAUUAAAUAUUACAAAACUUUCAGCAUUUUUUUUCUGAUGUUAGUACAACCGAAGCUCUUCUUAGACUUUUUAAAAUACUAAAGUCCAUGUGUUUGCAGUAUUGUGAUAGAUUAUCUGCCGAUAUUUCAAUAUGCUUUGGCCAAAAGAUGUCAGUUUCGUAUUGGGGAUAUGUUUUAUGUAAAUCGAGUUCAUUAAAAAGUAUUACUCACAUACUGCUCUUUUUAUGAGGAAAUUUACUUUUGAGGAGAGAUUCUUUGCCAAUACGAAACUGUUAAGGAUUAGACCAAUCAGAUGUGAAUGAUUUGAUUAUAACUGAAUCGAUACUUUUGUUUUUAAAUCUAAGACAAGACUUGUAUUGAAAACUGAAUCAGCACUUGUCAUGGCUGAUUGUCAGCAUUUGGGUCUAAGUGUCGUUCCAGUGUUUACGAACUUCCACUCGUGACCCAGAGUACAACUUCUUGUAUGUUUUCGUAAUUGGUCACUACAAUAUGCUAAAGUCAAAAAGUAAAAAUGAGUUCCCAAGUAAACACAUCAGUGUUUCCGUGUUUGGACAGAAGUGCAAACAGAGUAGUUUUAGUUUCUAAUGUUGUAGGAAAAAGGCCAUCAAGAUCACCUUUAGUUAAUUUCUCCAAAAUGUGACUUUUAAGCAUUCCAAUGGUGUAUUUUGUUAGUAGCGUAGAAAUAGAAAUAAAAUACGUGUGCUCAUUAAAUAAUGCACAGCACAAUAGACUUUAUAAACAGAUUUUACUUUUGCUUUUAUGCUGAAAACUGCAUGCGGUAGGGCAUUCCCACUGUGAGAGAAUUUCCUGAAAUCCCAGAAUGGGUAUCUAUCCUAAACCUAUCUUCGGCGAACGUACUUCUGUUACCGAUAAAAGUAUUUCUGCUAUUAUUUUCAUAACCGUGUUUUACAGUUGGCUCCCUUCCAGUUCCAAAAUUUGGCUUUGAAAGUUGAACACGCUGUCUGUCCUACCAUCCCAUGCGUCAGGUUUCGUUUUCUGAAUACCAGGGUCAGACCUGGGAAAUGUAUAUAAAGUGACACGUCACCCGUUCACGAAAACGUUUAGAUAUUUCUUCGUGCCGCUGUAUUCUACAUUGAGCCUAGUUUGCCGUCCUCCCGGGAACGUCAUAUUAUCCAUAGAUUAUGCACAGCUACGUAUAUUGCUUUUGGCAGUAAAUGAAGAUUUACUUGUAAUUUUCCAGCUGUGAAGAUGUUGCCUCGUAUUGAGAAGGAUUUCAUGAAUGGACCCCUAAGUAAAACUCAGCGCAUUAGUGACAGACUUGCUUUCCUCACAUCCGUCCAUCACCUUUUCCUCCAGCCUCGCCUCCCUCCUGCCUCCCACCCCCAUCAGAGUGCUUAUUGUUUAGCAAGGAGAAUCUUAAGACAGAAACUAAAAAACUGCUGUCUUCAAUGUAUCUAGUCAUUGUUACACUGGAGCUUGUUAUUUUCCCUCUGUAGCCUUUUUAGGAGAAGCACCCUACCUUGGAUUUGUAAAUCCAGCCGAAACUUUUUGCUGUCCGUGUGUUCACGUGUCUUCUAGAUAUGCUAGGGGUCGUGUGUGUGUGCGUGCGCAUAAAGCAUGCUCAUUCACUUGACGUCUUUGAAGUAGGAGGUAGAGGACCACGGUGCCGCCGGUUUAUGGAGAUGUAGGGGUCUGUCAGCACACAUCGCAGGCCCCCGUUUCCACAGCUUUAUAACCUGAAUAAUCCAGAUGCAAUCAUUGGAAGUAUUUAAUAUGCAAUAGGUAGCACCUUAACUAAUUAAUCUGCAUAUGAAGGGUUUUCUGAUGUAUUUAAUAGGAAGUGUAGAAGCUUUCGAGCAUUAAACUAGAGUUGACGUUUUAUUUCAUUUAUUUCCUAUGUCGACAUUGACAUUUUCCACUCUUACGAUGGAAUGGAAGUCUGUAAAAAAAAACGAUACAUUGGACUCAUUAAUCCUUGAAGCUCCCAGGUGGUUCGUUUUUCGAGGUACAAAAAAAAAAAUGCUGCAGAUCUGUAAGUGUAUAUAUUUAGCAGGUAUUUGAAAGAUAAAAGCAUUAUUUAUAACUGAUGAGUAUUACACUUAAGUAAAAAGCUCUGGAAACUUGUAUACAUUUUUUUGCAGGUACAAACUCAAAAGUCUGUAAGCAUUGCAUACGUGACAGCUGUAUAAUUUAUGUAAUCUGAUGCAUGAAUCAGAAUUUUAUAUAAUAUAUAAGUAUUGAUUUAUUAUAGUUGAUUAAAGUGUCUAAUCUUAA
Messenger RNA from Prionailurus viverrinus (fishing cat), 5953 nucleotides. It is a transcript of the gene RAB11FIP2, whose product is annotated as RAB11 family interacting protein 2. The record is from RefSeq and is a predicted model, not a curated record. Gene Ontology annotation, cellular component: endosome; phagocytic cup. Bases 275 to 1813 code for a protein of 512 amino acids. Gene Ontology annotation, biological process: regulated exocytosis. Gene Ontology annotation, molecular function: small GTPase binding. Lineage: Eukaryota; Metazoa; Chordata; Mammalia; Carnivora; Felidae. The transcript has 5 exons.